CUCCAGUGAGUGGUGACGACCCAAGAUGUUGUGGCGGUCCAUGCUGCGGACAACUCGCUGAUAAACUCGCCACGCAUGGAGUUGAGCUCAGAGCGUGUGCUGGCACCGCUAGAGAUGUCGCAGACGGUGAGCCAAGGCGGCCAGCCCAUUGACGGCGACUACGAGAGUUUGCCGCCUCAUGUCUCGGUGACGACGCACAUGACAGCGGGCGCAGUGGCUGGCGUGCUGGAGCACACGGUCAUGUACCCCGUGGACUCCGUCAAGACAAGGAUGCAGAGCCUGCAGCCCGAACCCAAUGCCCAGUAUCGAGGUGUGUACGAAGCCCUGAGAAGGAUCAUCCGCACAGAGGGCUUCCUCAGACCGCUAAGGGGCCUCAACAUCACCAUGAUGGGCGCCGGCCCUGCCCACGCGCUCUACUUCGCCUGCUACGAACGGGUCAAGCACUCCCUCAGCGGCGUCAUCAAAAGCGGAGGAAACAGCCACCUGGCUAACGGUGUGGCAGGCAGUGUGGCCACUGUCCUUCAUGAUGCCGUUAUGAACCCGGCUGAAGUGGUGAAGCAGAGGAUGCAAAUGUACAAGUCACCCUAUCGUGGACUUUGGGACUGCGUUUGCAAAGUGACACGCACGGAGGGCGCGGGCGCCUUCUACCGCAGCUACAGCACGCAGCUGACCAUGAACAUCCCCUUCCAGGCCGUUCAUUUCAUCACCUACGAGACCAUGCAGGAGUGGCUCAACCCCCACAGACACUACCACCCCGGCACGCACAUCGUGUCCGGGGCGGCGGCCGGCGCCAUCUCGGCCGCCAUCACCACGCCGCUUGACGUGUGCAAGACGCUGCUCAACACGCAGGAGAACGUUGCGCUCAGUUCCAUGAACAUCAGCGGCCAUUUGUCGGGAAUGGCCAACACUUUCAGGACAGUGUACAAGCUGGGCGGCGUGGCGGCGUUCUUCAAAGGGGUGCAGGCCCGAGUGAUAUACCAGAUGCCGUCCACGGCCAUUGCCUGGUCCGUGUACGAGUUCUUCAAGUACUUCCUGACCAAGCAGGAGGCGAGACCCGCUUCCAGGAACGGAAAGUGAACGUGGUCUCUCCGAGAUGUUUGAGGAAGUAGCCGAGCAGCGACACGCCUCCUUGUUCCCGCACUGACGUCUGCAUGUUUUUUUUUUUUCCGCGAUGACGUCACUCGAGGGCAAAAGAAUCGGGGACACAUUCAUACAGUCAUCGUUCAGCAUUCUUUCCUACACACGAGAGGGCCAUGUGUGUAUGGAAGAAAGAACGUUGUCUUGAAUGAUGUUUAGACAUCGGUAGUAUUUAUUUAUUUGUGUGGCUUAUAAUUUUAAGGGCUGCAGAAGGAAGCAGCGCAACGCUGCUUUGUUUGCUUUAAUGUGUCUAUUUAUAAGGAACGAGCGGACACGGAGAAAUGUAUCUUCACUCCAACUUCCAAGUGCCUCUUUUGCGCCAGUCUGUCAGCAUAUUUUUAUUUGCACCCCCAAAAAUCUUUGCUUUUUAUAUAUUUGGACAUUUUUUAUUAUUACGGAUGCUUAUUUGACUAGAUUUCAUUCACUGAGGAAAAUUAAUGUAUGAGACAUUGAUAGGUACCACUGUAUUUUAAAACAAUUUACAAAAUAAUCUCUCCCAAUGUUCUGAACUCCCGUUUCCAUGCCAACGCUGCACUGAGUCGAAAAUGCCAUCGUGGAUGAAGCUCAACUUCCCAUAGCUGACAUCAUGGGACUGGACUUCUUUUGAAAGCAAAUUUGUCUGACUGAAUCAACGGCGCUUGCUUCUGCUGGUUGCAGCCAAAUGCAGUGCUCCGUUCUACAAAUGGACGGGCAGAAGGACUUUCAUAACCCAUGACGUCGCUUUGCCACCCUUGUAUGCCAAUUCAUUGAUUGCUAUGUCAUCGCUGUUCAUUCUUGGAGUGUCUGUCUGCAUAAAGUUGUUCACUAAUGAUCCGCCUCUACUGGACCGCAUGGCGGCAGUACACCGCUGUUGAAUCACGCACACACACGAUACGGUCCGAUGUAAUUGACAUGGGGCAGCUAUUGGAGGUCCGACUCUUGUACAUAAAUAAAUGUUGCAGAUUUUUUUUUUUAAAUCAAAUACGAAAUACAUAUUUUACUCCGUUUAUUUUAUUUUUUGAAGACAUUUCCCUAUCUGAAGACAGAAAAGCCCCAUUGGAGUGUUUAUUUUGGUCAUUGUGUACUACCCACCAAAGACAUUGUAUGGUAUCGAAUGACAUUUUUCUAUGCAUCUGCUUUUUCAUUGUGCCCACUCCAUUAGUCCCACGUAGUCAGAGCCAGAGGCUUAUUUUUUGUUUACAGCCACAUUGUGGUGACCACUGUGUGUCUCUUCCUGCCUCAACAUUGUUUCAAAUGUGGAAGGUGGAUUUUUUUUUCUCCCCCAUAUUUACUAAUCUACCCACCGGUGCAGUGGCAGUUGAAGAACUGUUUCGUUAUUGUAGGUUUUCAAUAUGUUUGGGUGUUUACAUGUGGCAUUUUUUUCAUUCAUUCUUUUUAUAUACACUAUAUAAGCCAUAGUUGCACUUCCCAUGAGCUAAUGGGAAUUAUUUUUCUGAGCUUUAUCGAUUUGCGUUAUCUUUGUUUCAUGAGGUAAUCAUGUCUAAUCAAAGUGAAGAAAUAUGCUCACGUUGUCUUCGUCGGUCACGAAACUCUAAAUAAAACACCAGAGUGCAGAAUAGUGGCAUGUGAGUAUUUUUGGAUGUAAAUAUGUUACACUUUUUGCGCACAAAUAACUGAAAUGGCAGACCGAAUGUCAAUGUCAGACCAUGCAUAUAUGAAAUCAUUGUGACGAUGCUGCGACAGCAUGUAACACUGGAGCUGAAAUAAAUGAGUGAGAUAUGA
Molecule: messenger RNA, 2859 nt
Organism: Hippocampus comes (tiger tail seahorse)
Lineage: Eukaryota; Metazoa; Chordata; Actinopteri; Syngnathiformes; Syngnathidae
Gene: slc25a37
Product: solute carrier family 25 member 37
Exons: 4
Coding region: 76-1077 (333 amino acids)
Biological process (GO): iron import into the mitochondrion
Cellular component (GO): mitochondrial membrane
Molecular function (GO): ferrous iron transmembrane transporter activity
Source: RefSeq, a predicted model, not a curated record